Messenger RNA from Vigna radiata var. radiata (mung bean), 1693 nucleotides. RefSeq lists its product as uncharacterized. Lineage: Eukaryota; Viridiplantae; Streptophyta; Magnoliopsida; Fabales; Fabaceae. The record is from RefSeq and is a predicted model, not a curated record. The transcript has a single exon. The coding region runs from base 324 to 1469 and encodes 381 amino acids.
UUUGGUUUGGACACGGUAACAGUGUUCUCUCACCAAAGAGGUCGCAUUCUGGAGUCGCCAGUUUUCAACUCACAACAACCUUCUUUUUAAACGAUGGAUUGAUCCAUUUGAGAUGCAUUCACUCUCACUCACGCGCCUUCGCUGUGUUUCCUUGUUUUCUUUCUCUCGUUCCGUGGGAACCGCUUCCUUGUCUCCUUCUUCAAUUUCUCCCUUUCUUGCAAUUUCAGUCUUAUAAUAACAAUGACUCUGUAUUAUUCCUAACCUAAAUUAAACCUAGUCUUCUGUUCUGUUCCGUUGCAUUUCACUGUUCUCCAAAAACAACCAUGCCGUUUCCCUGGAAGAAGAACCGCGUCCCUCGAAUCUCCCAAAUCGUCGCGGAUCUCCAAUCGCCAAAACGAGGCGGCUCCCUCGUCGUCGAGACCGGCUUCCCCACCUCCCUCAUCGACCUCUUCGUAAAAAACCGAAGCCGUUUUAGAAAACACCGCACAAAAAAACCGCCACCGCCCGAAGUCCCCGAUCCGCCGCCGCCGCCUCCCUCUCCGGCCAACUCUCCGCCGCCGCCGCCGUCGCAACCCGAUCCUCGUCUCCCGAACCCUCGGACUGAACAGAACGUCGUCGCUUCGGUUUCGGAUCAGGUCGGGGAGUGCUCUUUGAACGUUAUUUUAGUUGUGAAGAUUCUGAUGGUGCUGAUUGUGGUCGCGAGCGUGAAGAGGCUCACCGUGGGAAUCACCGUGUCGACGUUCGCGCUUCUGCUUCUAGAAUACGCGGGGCGGCGCGUGGUUUCGGGUUCCGUUGUGGAAUCGUGGUUCCGGAAGGUUCGGGUUCUGAAGAAGGAGCGUGUUCGGGGGAGUGGAUUAACUGACUUGAGUCAAUUGACCUUUUCCGAGAGUUUUUUAAUUGAUGAAAUUGAGGUUGUGAGUGAUGUGGGGAUUUGUUGUCAAAUGCGUUCUGUCAGUGGUGACGUGGCAUCAGAAAUAGUUGAGGAUUGUUCUUCAGAUGUUCUUGAAGUUUCUGAAUACAAGAUUAAAGGGAGUAGAAGUGGUAGGUUUGGGUCGAGGAUGGUGAAGAAGCUUGUGCCUAAGAAGUUUCGUGCCCCCAGGAAAGAAAAAAAGGAUAAGGGGAAUAAGGAAAUUGAGUAUGAAUCGGGUAGUGAAGUUUCCAGCGCCGUGGAAGAUGAUAAGUUACCCAUGUUAGAAAUUGAAGAGGAAGAUAAGAGCGAGAAUACUGAACAAGCUGAGGUUGAUUGUGGCAUCACUUGUUCCUAUAAUGGAAAGAGAGUGGCCAGAGUUGGGAAUUCAGGUUCUUCCACGGUUAUGGUUCUAGUUAUGAUUGUCCUUGUUGGACUUCUUCUGGGUCGUUUCCCAGCUUUGAUGCUUUCAAUUUCAUGGUGUUGCACGAUGAAAAUAGUUAGAACAUUACGGAGAUCACUCAGAGUGUCUCUGAAGAAGUGCUCUGUUUCAAACUCUUGAUGGGGAUGUUGGGGAAACAAGUUUUUUAUUUAUUUUUCCCACUUUAUUUCUAGAUGAUACUUAGAUGGUAAAGAUUCAUGGUAGUUUAAAACACUGAGGAGAGAGAUCAUUCCCGGGAAAGGAACUCCAACCAUUUGUUGGGAAUCCAACUUCAUGCGUUGAACUCUGAAAUGUAAAUGUAUAGAUAGAUACUAAUCAAACAAGUUACAUUCUUUUCCUUUGUC